AUGCCGCCAAAACGCCCCAAUUAUGAUGCCGAUUAUGUUAAAGAAGAAAGUGGCGACGACGACUAUACACCCCGAACACGAUCAAAAAAGAUUCGUACUGGUAGAGGCGACACCCCUGCACGUGGAGGGCAAAACCAAAAGAAAGCACCAGCAACAGAAGUCAGCAAGUUCGUUACGAAGAUACGUUUCAAGCAAGCAAAAGUAGUCGCAGAAGCCGCUACUCAGGAAGAUGAAGACUUGACAGGUUUGGAUGCUACCGAGUUGGACCAUGAAAUGCAACUUUUUCAAGUACAUGAUUUGACAGAGAGUGGGAAUCAGCUACCUCACUCAACUGCCGCUGUCGGUAAGAAGCAUACAAAAGAGGUGGACCUGACGGACGAUAAUGGCGAUGAAGCUGCGACAGCCAUUACCGUUGAUGAGGUUGAGACGACUUCCUUGGAAACAGAAGAGGUUGCAGAAGCUCAACAAGUGACUCCUAACAAAAAAGAUAAAAAGCCUAAGGCUAGCAGAAAGAAGAACGUUGAUAACGGAUUGGAGAUUGUUGGUCGACCACCCCCAAUGCCUUCGCUUGGAAGAUUCCCACGCUAUGGUCAAAAGUCCAGGGUGGUAUAUAUUGAACUGUUAGCAGGCCAUGAGAAAUAUACCUAUCGACUUGACAUGGGCAAAUUGAAAGAGGGGUCAGUUUGGUUUACUCAAGCGCUUGAUGGUAAUGCCAAAGGUUCUCAAAAAGAGUCCGACCCAAAGGUAGCGACCAAAUGGACAUCAGACUUCGGCCCAAGCCAUGUUUUCGACUUGGAAUACGAACCGGAACGUCAACUCUGGUAUCUUCGUAAGAUUACCCGCAGUAUUUCUCAGCCUAUCAAGCACCAAGACAACGCCGACCUUCUUACAAUUGAGAACAACGAGGAAACUCCCACUGUCGGAGUCAUUGACGAGCCGGGGCAAGGUACAGCAAUCAUUGCCCAAGACGAAAGCAACCCAAAAGUCAGCCGUGGUUUGACACCACCACCUUCUGAGCAAGACAGGGUCAAUGCCGAACAGUCUGUCCCAACUCUCAAGAAUGCUGGGCCAGACAAUCAUCCUGUAUCGAAAAUUUCAUCUAAAAUCAACGAAAACGAGAUGCUAACUGACCAUGAAUCUGUCGUCGAAGAAGUCAGAGGUGCUGAGCGAUUGUCUACCGCAAAAGAAAUAUCCCUUACAGAUGGUCCCAGUAGCGUAUCUACUGCUUGUCAAAAUCAAACAUCUCCCAGUGCACAGCAUGCACCUUUCGACGAAGAACCGGGAUUACCAACAGACUUAGAGCUGCCUGUAAAAGACAACAGUACAGAGCACUUAGCAACACCCCCUCGACUGAUUGGCGAUGGCUCAAAUCUCGUAAACGAACCGAAUACCGAGUUUGAGACAGAUGCUGGGCUCGAGAGUGUUAAGGAGUCGCCGCUUCCGCCCAAGGAAAAACUACUGACAAUGGUACAUGUCGAGGAAAGUCAGACCUCUACCCAUAUGAACCCAAUGGAGGUGAAUGACGUUGAGAUGGUCGCCGCGCAAAAGCAUUAUACGAAGCUCGACAAGUCCCACACCGCCGCGAAUCAAGAAGAAUUUGCACAAGAGUUAGUCCCAUCAGAGAAAACACUUGAAGGAUACGAUAAUCUUUUCCGCAUUUACUGUGGGAUAGAACCCAGAAUAUCAAGCUACCUCGACGUUGCCACGGAUCAGAUCGAAUUCAUUUUCAACUUGUCGACACUGUACGGCCUUCCCGUGACAAGAAUCGUAGAGAUCCGUCAGUCUUUUUCUAAAUAUUUACGACGUUUCAAAAAAGAUUUAUGGAAAGCCAUCAUGGAGGACCCUGCACGCUGGCUAUACAUCUCAAUGUUUCUCAGAUCUCCUAGUAUCUUCAGAGAAGCAAUCAUACACAUCGUUGGUUCUCAUUCUCAUGAUCCGUGGGAACACUCUUACGAAGAGUACAUCCAAACUAAUGUCUCCAUCUUGAUCCACGAAAAGAUUGAGGAGCUAAUAAUCGCCAAAGAAUGUGCCGAUGCAGCAUUACUAAGAUGCACAAUCAUGGUGGAUGGGACUGACGUGCGUGAGGUCCGCAGAGGCACUGGGUAUGACGCCUAUAACUGCUGGCAUGACUGGUACCGCGACCAGAUGGCAGAUGCCUUGGAAGCGCGCCAGAAUGGUGAUAAUAUCGACGGCAUGAGAUUUCAAUUGAUUGCAGGUGGGAGAGACGUCUACCUUGAAGCAAACUCAACUGUCGACAAGUACAAAUCUACGUUGGCGAGCAAUGGAAUGGAGUUGACCGCUGACGAGGAAAAGUCUUUCUUGCUCCAUUUAAGCACUAUGAAAGAGCAGGCAACGAGCAUCGCUCUGCCAAUGGUAAUUAGCAACAGCAACUUGGAUAAUCUUAAGCACCAGAUCAGUCACCUCACAUGUACGGACGUUGUUCAUGGCGAAUUUGCUUGGCAGAUGGAUAAGAUGGAUCCAUAUUUCGGACCCUGA
Molecule: messenger RNA, 2496 nt
Organism: Glarea lozoyensis ATCC 20868
Lineage: Eukaryota; Fungi; Ascomycota; Leotiomycetes; Helotiales; Helotiaceae
Exons: 2
Coding region: 1-2496 (831 amino acids)
Source: RefSeq, a predicted model, not a curated record